Messenger RNA from Carica papaya (papaya), 1254 nucleotides. RefSeq names its product Vacuolar import/degradation, Vid27-related protein. Gene Ontology annotation, cellular component: nucleus; cytoplasm. Gene Ontology annotation, molecular function: protein binding. Lineage: Eukaryota; Viridiplantae; Streptophyta; Magnoliopsida; Brassicales; Caricaceae. The record is from RefSeq and is a predicted model, not a curated record.
CGCCGAAAAAGGCGCUUUUAAUGAGGGCAGAGACGAAUAUGAUGCUAAUGAGUCCAGAUAAGGAAGGGAAGCCUAAUACGUCAGGGAUUAAGCAGGUAGAUAUUGAGACAGGAAAGAUUGUUACGGAAUGGAAGUUUGAGAAGGACGGCACUGGUAUUACAAUGAGGGAUAUAACUAGUGAUUCAAAGGGAUCACAACUGGAUCCAUCCGAAUCUACCUUUUUGGGUUUGGAUGAUAACAGGCUGUGUCAAUGGGAUAUGAGAGAUAGGAAAGGGAUGGUGCAGAACAUAACAAGAACUGAUUCACCAGUGUUGAACUGGACACAGGGACAUCAAUUCUCUAGAGGGACUAAUUUUCAGUGCUUUGCAACGACUGGAGAUGGAUCAAUUGUUGUUGGAUCACUUGAUGGAAAGAUAAGGCUGUACUCAAAGACAUCUAUGAGGCAGGCUAAGACUGCUUUUCCUGGGCUUGGAUCACCAAUUACUCAUGUUGAUGUUACUUAUGAUGGGAAAUGGGUGCUUGGCACAACAGAUACAUAUCUGAUUCUUAUCUGCACUCUGUUCACGGAUAAAGAUGGAAAGACAAAGACAGGCUUCAGUGGGCGUAUGGGAAACAGGAUUCCUGCCCCGAGAUUGCUGAAGCUAACUCCAUUGGACUCACACUUGGCAGGGAAGGACAAUAAGUUUCAUGGUGGCCAUUUCUCGUGGGUGACCGAGAGCGGGAAACAAGAGCGCCAUCUUGUUGCAACAGUUGGCAAGUUCAGCGUAAUAUGGGACUUCCAGCGAGUGAAGAACAGCGGCCACGAGUGCUACCAGAAUCAGCAAGGACUCAAGAGCUGCUACUGUUAUAAGAUCGUCUUGAAGGAUGAAUCCAUCGUGGAAAGUCGUUUUAUGCACGAAAAAUAUGCAGUUAGCGACUCUCCUGAAGCUCCACUUGUGGUAGCAACCCCAAUGAAAGUCAGCUCUAUCAGUCUCUCCGGCAAGCGACGGUGAUGUCUUGUGGAAACAUUGGAAACAUCUUUGUUCAUAUUUUUCUGCUGUUACUGCUACAUUUGGAUCUCCAUAACCAUUUUCUUCAUAGUUUUUACCCUCUUCUUUUUCCUUGUAAAUUAGCAGGGCUUGACUUGGGCUUGUGCUUGUAAUUGUUUCAUUUUAUAUCACUUUCUAUAUAUACAUAUAGCUCUGUUUCUAUGUCUGUAUUCAUGUUUAAGUCAUGAUUCAAUGUAGUUUUAAUAAAAUGUGGGAUUUUUUUUUU